Molecule: messenger RNA, 963 nt
Organism: Rhipicephalus sanguineus (brown dog tick)
Lineage: Eukaryota; Metazoa; Arthropoda; Arachnida; Ixodida; Ixodidae
Product: chitotriosidase-1-like
Exons: 6
Coding region: 1-963 (320 amino acids)
Biological process (GO): chitin catabolic process; carbohydrate metabolic process
Cellular component (GO): extracellular region
Molecular function (GO): chitin binding; chitinase activity
Source: RefSeq, a predicted model, not a curated record
AUGGAGAAGGACGUGGCCUCGCUGAAGGAACGUAACAGGAACAUUAAGGUUCUCUUCAGUUACGGUGGUGGAGCUCACAUUAACAGCUUGCUCAAACGGCUGCGCACCGAAAAAGAUCAAGAAAAGAUGAUAAAUACCAUCGACUCACUAGUAAAGCCCAAGAAAUUCGACGGCGUCAAUUUGCACUUGGAAGGACCGGGACCGUCGAUAUGCAACAGAGAGCACUUCGACAGAAUUCUCACGUUUAUUAAGAAAUUCCGGUUCAAGAUUAUGCACGUCGAUGACCUUCUGACAAUUCAACUUCCAGCCUGCCGCCCCAAGUGUGACGCUGUAUUGAAAACUAAACUUGCAAGGUACGUCGACUACAUAUUUCUCAUGACGUUCGAUUACAAGCUGGACGAUACUAAGAAGACGAAGCUUACGAGUGGACUCAAUCUGUGCGAAGGGGGACAGUACAGCAACGUUGGAACCAUGCCUUGCCUGAAACACUGGGUCGACGCUGGGGUUCCCAGAUACAAGCUAGUGGCGGGUAUAGCCACGUACAGCCGUACGUUCACACUAGGCGAUCCGAGCAGCAACAACGUCGGCGCCGCCCUCCAGCCUGAUCAACCACUCGGCGAUCCUGGUAACUUCACUAAAACGGUUGGUUACAUGAAUUAUGUGGAGGCCUGUCGAAGAUUGAAAUACACCAACGAGUGGACUCGGAGAUGGGUGCACUCGGCAGGUAUGGCCUACCUGUACAAAGGAGAUCAGUGGAUCAGCUAUGAAGACGAAAAGAGCGCCGACGCAAAAGCCAGGUGGUUCCGGUCCCAAGGAAUGGGCGGCGUAUUCGUGUGGUCGCUGGACACGGACGACUACUCCGGCGACUGUAUGGGCGACCUCUUCCCCCUUGUGACCAGCGUGCACCACGCACUCGUGGGAUACCGCCCCGUCAUGGACAACCUGCACGUGCGUGCCGAGUGA